GUCGCUUUCCUCCGCGCAGUUGCCCACAGACCCGGAAGUGGAUCGUGCGGAGCAAGCAUCACACCAUGGCGUAUGAGUGUUCCUCUGUGUAGACUCAACCUGCGCCUCGCCGUCCCCCAUUCGCACACCCGAUGCCCGGGGGUCGCUACGGACUUAAAAUCUCCGCACCGCACCCUCCACCUCAGAAACGUUCCUGGAUCCGAACACUGCCCCCUGACGACCUAGAGAGAUCCCGGCUCCCAGCCCACUGAGUGGCUUCAGCCUCGCUGGUAGGUCUCUCCUCCAAAGCUCUGGAAACAGACUCCUGGGAGUGAGAGGGAGGGGAGCGCAGGCACCGCCCCCUUUCCCCAAGCCCCCCGCCCACUUCAUCCCUCAGGCACCUCCCAACUCCUGGCCUCUCUGCCUACAGGGGACCCAGCUCUUCUUGCAGCUUUUGGAAGCUGAUCACCUGGAGUGAAGACCUCACACAAGUCUGGAAGAAGAGGAAGAGGAAAGAAAAGGAGUCAGGGAUGGCCCUUACUCAGGUACGGUUGACAUUUAGGGAUGUGGCCAUAGAAUUCUCUCAGGAGGAGUGGAAAUGCCUGGACCCUGCUCAGAGGAUUUUAUACAGGGACGUGAUGUUGGAGAACUACUGGAACCUUGUUUCUCUGGGACUGUGUCAUUUUGAUAUGAAUAUUAUCUCCAUGUUGGAGGAAGGGAAAGAGCCCUGGACUGUGAAGAGCUGUGUGAAAAUAGCAAGAAAACCAAGAAUGCGGGAAUGUGUCAAAGGUGUGGUCACAGAUAUCCCUCCUAAAUGUACAAUCAAGGAUUUGCUACCAAAAGAGAAGAGCAGUACAGAAGCAGUAUUCCACACAGUGGUGUUGGAAAGACACGAAAGCCCUGACAUUGAAGACUUUUCCUUCAAGGAACCCCAGAAAAAUGUGCAUGAUUUUGAGUGUCAAUGGAGAGAUGACACAGGAAAUUACAAGGGAGUGCUUAUGGCCCAGAAAGAAGGUAAAAGAGAUCAACGCGACAGAAGAGACAUAGAAAACAAGCUUAUGAACAAUCAGCUUGGAGUAAGCUUUCAUUCGCAUCUGCCUGAACUGCAGCUAUUUCACGGUGAGGGGAAAAUGUAUGAAUGUAAUCAAGUUGAGAAGUCUACCAACAAUGGGUCCACAGUGUCACCACUUCAACAAAUUCCUUCUAGUGUCCAAACCCACAGGUCUAAAAAAUAUCAUGAACUUAACCGUUUUUCAUUACUCACACAAAGACGAAAAGCAAACAGUUGUGGAAAACCUUACAAAUGUAAUGAAUGUGGCAAGGCGUUCACUCAGAAUUCGAACCUUACAAGUCAUAGGAGAAUUCAUAGUGGAGAGAAGCCUUACAAAUGCAGUGAGUGCGGCAAAACCUUUACUGUUCGUUCAAAUCUAACUAUUCAUCAGGUCAUCCAUACUGGAGAAAAACCUUACAAAUGUCAUGAGUGUGGCAAGGUCUUCAGGCACAAUUCAUACCUUGCAACUCAUCGGCGAAUUCAUACUGGAGAGAAACCUUACAAGUGUAAUGAGUGUGGAAAAGCCUUUAGAGGACAUUCAAACCUAACUACCCAUCAGUUAAUUCAUACUGGAGAAAAACCGUUCAAAUGUAAUGAAUGUGGCAAGCUCUUCACUCAAAAUUCACACCUUAUAAGUCAUUGGAGAAUUCACACUGGAGAGAAACCUUACAAGUGCAAUGAGUGCGGCAAAGCCUUUAGUGUUCGUUCAAGCCUAGCAAUCCAUCAGACAAUUCACACUGGAGAAAAACCUUACAAAUGUAAUGAAUGUGGCAAAGUCUUUAGGUACAAUUCAUACCUCGGAAGGCAUCGGAGAGUUCAUACUGGUGAGAAACCUUACAAGUGUAAUGAAUGUGGCAAAGCCUUCAGUAUGCAUUCAAACCUAGCUACCCAUCAGGUCAUCCAUACUGGAACAAAACCUUUCAAAUGCAAUGAAUGCAGCAAGGUUUUCACUCAAAAUUCACAACUUGCAAAUCAUCGAAGAAUUCAUACUGGAGAGAAACCUUACAAGUGUAAUGAGUGUGGGAAAGCCUUCAGUGUUCGUUCAAGUCUGACUACCCAUCAGGCAAUCCAUUCUGGAGAGAAACCUUACAAAUGUAUUGAAUGUGGCAAGAGCUUCACUCAAAAAUCACACCUUAGAAGUCAUCGGGGAAUUCAUUCUGGAGAGAAACCUUACAAGUGUAAUGAGUGUGGUAAAGUCUUCGCUCAAACGUCACAACUUGCAAGGCAUUGGAGAGUUCAUACUGGAGAAAAACCUUACAAGUGUAAUGACUGUGGCAGAGCCUUUAGUGAUCGUUCAAGCCUAACUUUUCAUCAGGCAAUACAUACUGGAGAGAAACCUUACAAAUGUCAUGAAUGCGGCAAGGUUUUUAGGCACAAUUCAUACCUUGCAACUCAUCGGCGAAUUCAUACUGGAGAGAAACCUUACAAGUGUAAUGAGUGUGGGAAAGCCUUUAGUAUGCAUUCAAACCUAACUACCCAUAAGGUCAUCCAUACUGGAGAGAAGCCUUACAAAUGUAAUCAAUGUGGCAAGGUCUUCACUCAGAACUCACACCUUGCAAAUCAUCAAAGGACUCACACCGGAGAGAAACCUUACCGAUGCAAUGAGUGUGGGAAAGCCUUCAGUGUUCGUUCAAGCCUAACCACCCAUCAGGCAAUCCAUACUGGGAAAAAACCUUACAAAUGUAAUGAAUGUGGCAAGGUCUUUACUCAAAAUGCGCACCUGGCAAAUCACCGAAGAAUUCAUACUGGGGAGAAACCUUACAGGUGUACAGAGUGUGGGAAAGCCUUUAGGGUAAGAUCAAGUCUAACUACCCAUAUGGCAAUCCACACUGGAGAAAAGCGUUACAAAUGUAAUGAGUGUGGCAAGGUCUUCAGGCAGAGUUCAAAUCUUGCAAGUCAUCACAGAAUGCAUACCGGAGAGAAACCUUACAAAUGAGUGUGGUGAGGUCAUUAGGUACAGUUCACUCCUUUCACAUCAGUUAAUUCAUUCUUGACAGAAUCCUUACAAAUGCAGUGACAGUGGCCAAUCCCUCAUGAGUUGAAGCAUUAAUAGAUAUGAGAGGCCAUAAGCAAGAGACAUCAUGUAAACAUAUGUGGCAGAGGGUCUAUCCAGGCCUUGCAGGUUACUAGGCAUCAAGAUUUAUAUCUUUGAUGAAACGAAACAAAUGUAAUAUGUAUCCUGAGGCCAUUACCCAGUGACUGAUGGUAAGUGAGGAUUCCUAUGAGGAAUAACAGUCUCUGGUUUCCCUGUUUGCCUUUGAUAUUAUACACUGUAGAAUACUCACAAGUCCAAAAAUGCUAAAAAUUAUAUAUUUUUAACUCACAUAUGAAAAGGUUGCAGGAUAUUUGUAGGCAGUCAGUUACCUUCACCUUAUGAAAUGUUUCACUGAGUUAUUUAAGGUUUUUUGGAAAGCCUACUAUUGAGUUUCAAUGUGAACUUUGAAAUCUUAUUGUGCAUCCUUACACACCUUCCAUGGUGCUUUCUUGGAAAGAUCAUUGGGAUGGAAGGAUCGUUGAUUGGGUGAAGAUCAUUGAUUAUUGAUUGGGUGAAGGAUUAUUUCUAUCCAGUUUGUGAAGAAGGAGGACUUUGCUUUUAAAAUUCAGUAUCAUCUGAAUUAGCAUUUGGGAGUGGCGAAAAACAAUGUAAAACUAUGAUGUCACUCACCAUUCUGAUAAUGUUCAGGGUGCCUUUCUCCUACCAGGAGAGUACUGUGGCUUAGAGGAAAGAAAUGGUCUAUCAACUGAACAUGAAAUGGAGCAGGCCAAGACCUUAGGACAUUGGGAUUUUUGUGGGAGGAGAGUAAUAGGUAAUUAGACACUGAUUGUGUGGUAGAAAUACUGCAGGGGAAAAGGUCGCCCUCUUAUCCAUCAAAGAGCAAUACCUGUUGUUUAGCAAAGAGUGAUGAAAAAUUGAUCUUGUUUUGAAAUUGAAGAGAGAGGCCACCGCGCCAGUGGCUCACACCUGUAAUCCCAGCACUUUUGGGAGGCUGAGGCAGGUGGAUCACCUGAGGUCGGGAGUUCGAGACCAGCCUGACCAACAUGGAGAAACCCCAUCUGUGCUAAAAAUACAAAAUUAGCCGGGUGUGGUGGCAGGUGCCUGUAAUCCCAGCUACUUGGGAGGCUGAGGCAGGAGAGUCGCUUGAACCCAGGAGGCAGAGGUUGUGGUGAGCCAAGAUCAUGCCACUGCACUCCAGCCUGGGCAACAAGAACAAAACUUCAUCUAAAGAAGAAAAAGAAAGAAACUGAAGACAGAGUAGUUGUCAGAGUGAAGAGUUUAAUCAACAGAAGUAGAGUAACAUAUUCUUUAGUAGAACUCACAUUAUCUGCUUGAAGCACAUUUUGCUAAUGUUUUAUUCAGAAUGUAUCAUAGAUAUAAUGUUUGAACUAAUAAAAUAGAAUGGUUUUUCUCUA
Molecule: messenger RNA, 4441 nt
Organism: Gorilla gorilla gorilla (western lowland gorilla)
Lineage: Eukaryota; Metazoa; Chordata; Mammalia; Primates; Hominidae
Product: zinc finger protein 160
Exons: 6
Coding region: 510-2966 (818 amino acids)
Biological process (GO): regulation of transcription by RNA polymerase II
Cellular component (GO): nucleus
Molecular function (GO): DNA-binding transcription factor activity, RNA polymerase II-specific; RNA polymerase II transcription regulatory region sequence-specific DNA binding
Source: RefSeq, a predicted model, not a curated record